AUGGCAGAGAGCGGAAAACCAAUCAUGUACGGCCGAGGCGGUGCUGGCAACGUGACAACCAAGAAGGAGAAGGUGCCAAGCCCCAAUGUCGAAACAACACCCACCUUAAAGUCAAAGAUGUAUACCACAGGACGGGGCGGCACAGGCAACAUGGCCAAAAACGACCCCGAGCGUCCUGAAGAAGCCCGCCGAGCUCAGGAUGUGGACAUCCCCGGAUUGACCUUGCCAGAGGGCUCUCACCAUACCGGCAGAGGGGGCGCAGCCAACAAGUACACCCCUUCGGAGAUCGAGCAACAACAAGCGCGCAUGAACAACGAAAAGGUGCGAUCGGAAUCCUUCCGUCGCAGUGGUUCAAAGGAGCGGGGCGGUAUUCGAGCGCUCGCGGACAAAGCAAAGGAUGCUGUCACCGGCAAGCACAAUGAAAAAUAG
Exophiala aquamarina CBS 119918 is the source of this 429-nucleotide messenger RNA. RefSeq lists its product as uncharacterized. Lineage: Eukaryota; Fungi; Ascomycota; Eurotiomycetes; Chaetothyriales; Herpotrichiellaceae. The coding region runs from base 1 to 429 and encodes 142 amino acids. The record is from RefSeq and is a predicted model, not a curated record. The transcript is spliced from 3 exons.